This is a messenger RNA of Musa acuminata AAA Group (dessert banana), 1738 nucleotides long. Its product is annotated as ACT domain-containing protein ACR1-like. The coding region runs from base 121 to 1662 and encodes 513 amino acids. The transcript has 7 exons. The record is from RefSeq and is a predicted model, not a curated record. Lineage: Eukaryota; Viridiplantae; Streptophyta; Magnoliopsida; Zingiberales; Musaceae.
GGAUUCUCGGCACCAGAUUGAAUGCGAAUCGAUCCUCGCUUCACCCCUUGCUUCAGGUGAUCCGGCAAGAUACGUGGUUGCAAUCAGUCCUGAUCCUUCCGCCUUGCGAGCGAGCGAGCGAUGGAAGGCAGAGGGAGCGCGCCGUACUUCGACCCUGACUUCGAUUUCCUCGUCGAGAGGAUCAACCCUCGGGUUUGCAUCGACAACGAGGCAUGCGAGGACUGCACACUCGUCAAGGUGGACAGCGCCAACAGGAACGGGAUCCUUUUAGAGAUGGUCCAGCUCCUCACCGACCUCGACCUCGUAAUCUCCAAGUCCUACAUUUCGUCCGACGGCGGCUGGCUCAUGGAUGUGUUUCACGUAGGGGACCGGCUCGGUAACAAGCUAACGGAUCCCGACCUCAUCCGCUAUAUCCAGCAGUCGCUGGUGAGCGGGCAGAAGGGGGCUCGGAGCGCGGACGAAGUGACGACCUGCCUCGGGAAGUUGGUGGGUCCCGGCCAGCUGGCAUCGGAGCACGCUGCCGUCGAGAUCACGGCCACAGACCGGCCCGGCCUCCUCUCCGAAAUCGCCGCCGUCCUCGCCGAGCUCCAUUGCCACGUGGCCUGCGCCCAGGCGUGGACCCAUAAUUCUUGCGCCGCUGUCAUUCUCUAUGUGAUCGACGAGCCCACUCGCAGGCCCAUCGCCGACGCUGACCGGCUGGCUCACGUCGAACAGCAGGUCGAUAGUGUGGUCGGGGCCCACCAUGAGCCCGGCGAGCGACGGCGGGUGAUGGUCUCGGGACCGAUGCCCGGCCGCGUGCACAUGGAGAGGCGUCUCCACCAGCUGAUGUACGAGGAGGGGGAUUACGAGACCGGGCCGCCGCCGCCUCCUGCGAAUGGCGACCAGUUCGCCGACGCCAACCUCGAAGCGAGGAGGGACAACGUACUUUUCUUGUGGUCUCCGUCGUCGUCGUCAUCAACGGUGAUGAGGACACGGGCAUCCAUCGACAUCUGGAAGGAGAGAGGGUACACGGUGGUCAACAUACAGAGCAGGGACCGCCCCAAACUCCUCUUCGACACGGUGUGCACGCUGACCGACAUGAAGUACGUGGUGUACCACGCCGCCGUCGGGUCACGCGGACCGCUCGCCGUGCAGGAAUACUACGUCCGGCGCAUGGACGGGUGCACUCUGGAUACGGAGAGCGAGAGGCAAAAGGUCAGCCGGUGCUUGGUGGCCGCCGUGGAGCGUAGAGCCUGUCAUGGAUUGAGGCUGGACAUAAGCACAAGGGACCGGCGGGGCCUGCUGUCGGACAUCACCAGGGUGCUCAGGGAGAACGGGCUGUCACUGACGAUGGCAGAGUGCGCGACGCGAGGGGAGAGGGCGGUGGGGACGUUCUACGUGACGGACGCUUCGGGCGGCGGCAAUGUGGACCCGAAGAGCAUGAAGGCGGUGAGGGAGGAACUGGGCGAGAGCGUCACUCUAGUAGUGCGUGCGGGAGGAUGGGGCUGCGCCAAAAGCAAUUGCAGCACAAGUAGCAGCACCACACUGUCGCCUUCGUUGUCGACGUCGUCGGUUGACGGAGACAGAAGCAGAAUCAUGACCUCCAUCGGAAGCUCCCUUGGAAGUCUGCUGUGGUCGCACAUCGAGCGGCUCUCGAGCAACUUCGGGUCCAUCAGAUCAUGAAAUGCGACAUCCAUGCAUCUCGAUACAGCUCGUGGCCUCGCUAUGGCCGGCCCGGCCGUACCAAUCUUCGAUAUGA